This is a messenger RNA of Malaya genurostris, 2024 nucleotides long. RefSeq names its product tectonic. Gene Ontology annotation, cellular component: ciliary transition zone. The record is from RefSeq and is a predicted model, not a curated record. Gene Ontology annotation, biological process: cilium assembly. The transcript has 4 exons. The coding region runs from base 1 to 2007 and encodes 668 amino acids. NCBI's taxonomy places the organism in Eukaryota, Metazoa, Arthropoda, Insecta, Diptera, Culicidae.
AUGGGGUGGAAUUACGUUAGAGUUAUUAUAUUGCUAGUUCUAGUUGCCAGUGUUUCUAAGAUUUCCUGUCAUGAUCGUCAAACUCAAAGCUUUGUAAAAAUCGAUGUGUCUAAGAACAAUCCAAAGUCAUCAAGCGAAACAACGGCCACAGUUCCUGGAAAUGAGAGUACAAGUACUUCGACGGAGGGGGCGGUGGCAGUCAGCACUACAAUUUUGUCGACUACUAGCCUAGAACAAACAACACAUGUUCCAACGACCACGAUUGCGCCCGUAAGUAGCAAACCUUCAACGGAAAAGCCACUCGAUCCAACGAAGGAAGGUCGUGCAGUAAAGAAUGUUCCAACUGGAUACUAUUGCAAAUGUGACCUGAAGAUCAAUAUUUGUGAUGUUAACUGCUGCUGCGAUAUUGAUUGUAGCGCCGAAAUUCUGAAAUCGUUUGACUGCAACGAAGAACCGUUGGAUAUGUUGGAGUACCAACACCAGGUGGGGCUGCAAUCGUGUGAUGUACAAGGCGGUUUGUUCUGUCUAGUCGGUGAUCCUCCCCAUGAGCAGGACCCCGCGUUCUAUGAUUCCACUUUGAAGAACAUCAUGAAGAAACACCGAUGGAAAGAUGUUUUACCACUGACCGAUUCAAAGGAUGACUUCCAAGCAAGAACCUAUCGUGUAAACGAUCCUCUUCAGCUGUACAACGAAACAAGCGAAAGUAUUGCCGUAUUCACCUUACCUUAUUCGCUCACCAACUCAGACUGUCAAAUCAAACAGCCGAUUCGCUUUCUUCGUGAUCAAUCGACGGAAUGUUUGCAAUCUCCCGAAAGUCUGCAAUUAUUCACAAUGGACUUUUUAGAACAACAAAUUAGUGUGAAAUAUCUGAGAGUACCAAAGGUGCCAAUUAUGGAACAUUGCAUGGAGCAGGAUUGUUUGAAAAGCCAUAUCAGAUUCUGUAACUUGUCUGGGAAAAAUUGUUCAAAGUCUAACAAAACGGAUAUCAACGGAGAAGAUGGUGAAUGGUACUGCCCACGACUUCAGAUAACAAUACUUCAUAACUACACCAGUUUGGAUGGAGUAGGGUUGAGUUUCUUUUGCGGACCAUUGGAAUUUUCUGACCAAGGCACGAGCUCUGUGUGGCACAAAAUUGCGGUGAAGUUUGAACGGAAAGAUGAACCCAAAUUUUCCCGACAGCUCAGUGGCAAUCUAGGAUACCUGAUAGGGAAACCUGUCAUCGCAUCAGCUGUUCGAAUUCCCGAAAAUGACACCGUAGAGGAAAGACGAUCGAAGACGUACAUGCUUAAUUACUUCACUAACGAAACCCGAAAACCGGACGGUACGUUCCGUUUGAAGUUACCCAAAAGUAAACAGAAUCGAUGCGUUCUAGAUGACGACACACAUUACGAUAUUUUAUUUGGAGAAAAUUCAUGGAAUAGAUGCCACCUUACACCGCAGUGGAAUGUCUCAGCAGAGUCUAAUAUCACGAACGUUUGUUACCAACUGCAGGAAAAUAUUUUCCAUUUUUUACUGAACAAUAUCUCGUCUCAAACGCAAGCCGAAAACUACGAGACUUUUAAUCUAUAUCUAUCCAAGUACGGUAACCCAAUUAAUGAAUCAUCGGAGUGGAUUCAAGUGCGCCCUGUAAAUGUGAUCAAUGACAAGUUGACAGCAAGUUGGUCGACCUCAGCAAACAGCAAACAGGAAAUGGCUGCCUACUUCAGCUGCAACGGUAUGGUGAUUAAUGUAAAUUAUCAUUUCUACCACGCGAGGGUAACCGUGAGGAACGUUCCCCGUCAGCGGGUCCUGCGAGAAGCAGAAAUUAUUUUUGGACCACGUGUUGAUCUGCAGUUUGCACUGGAUGAAGUAAUUCGGGUUCCAAUCUAUUCUCAAGUGCAAUUUUUCGAUUUGACUUCGAAUAAUAGUGACGGCGUCUGUGUUCGUAUCGGUCAGAUGAUCUUAAAACUCGCACUGCUGUUGGGUUUAUUGCUAGUCAUUAACUGUAAGGUAUACUUUGUAUAUUAGAGAUAGAGGGUAUGAAU